Messenger RNA from Exserohilum turcica Et28A, 1149 nucleotides. RefSeq lists its product as uncharacterized. The record is from RefSeq and is a predicted model, not a curated record. Lineage: Eukaryota; Fungi; Ascomycota; Dothideomycetes; Pleosporales; Pleosporaceae. Bases 1 to 1149 code for a protein of 382 amino acids. The transcript has a single exon.
AUGAGCUACCUUACCGCUACCCUCACCCACGCCGAAAUCAGCCUCAUCAGCGAUCCAAACCGACCAGGGUGCGAUGCGAUCCGCGACCUAGACGCCCUCUCCCAAUCGCUACGUAGGAAUCCCGACCAUUUUGAGGAGGCGCUGCGGGUCAAGAACACGCUCGAUGCGUUUGGACAGAGAGCUGCCGUGGAGCCGAGUCUGGAGGUGCUCGCGGCCAUUUUGAAUUGCGAAUACAAACUUUGGACAAUGAACGAGGGCAUUCCCAUGCGGUUCAAGCCUUUCUUAUCGCAUUGGAUCGAGGCACUCAUUGGCAUUGAUGAGGAGCUUGCGGCGUGGCAGCGAGACACAGCCGCCAACAACCAUAUGAAGAACACAGUCACUACCGACGAGAUUUUGCGCAUCAGGGCCCGAUGCAUCAAGGGAUUGCUGAUGGAUAAGCCGCUGUCGCCAAAGGAGCCGACUUGGCGCGCAUACCAGCGCAUGCUCGAGAACGAGGCCUCGCUGCCGGAAUUCGACAUGGUGCCGUAUAUGCACAUGCUGGUGGAAACGCAGGUCUGGGACACGCUGCCAGAGCCGCAGGGGCAAGCGACUAGAAAUCAUGUGCACAAGCCAGAGUCGCCUUCGAGUGAAAAGAAAACACCGUGCAAUGCUAAAACGUACUCGGUUAAUAAUUCCGAGUCCUGGGAAGAGAGCAUGCUUCGCACGCUUAGAGAGGAUCCGGAGGCGGCUGCUGAGGAGCUCUCGCGGCUCCCCUUGGAGAUUUCGUCGCUGGAUUUCCUCACCAGACUCCUUGUUGAUGACACCUUUGAGGAGCUGGGCAUUGACGGUCCCAACAUCAUACUCCGGUUCAUACAACACGCAUUACGGCUCGUCGAGGCAAUGGAAGCGCCUCCGCCGACUUCAGAGCUGACUGUGAAUGGCAAUGGCCACGGCGCAGAAAACGGUAUCCCAAUUGUUGAAUAUGGAAAAGAGGCACAGACUCGCGCUAUCAGCAUACUGCUGCUGUUCAUCAAGAGCUCAAUGAGCAAGGGCAAAUUGGACGCAGGUCUUCUCAUCUUUGAGAUCCAGGAGAUAUGCAUAAGGUAUCUGUGGAUGAAGGAAGUUCGUGACUUCCGGGCUUGGGUUGAGCAGGGCCCUCUGGAUGGUUGA